UCUAAUGGGGUGGCUAUGGUCCUACAGGGCAAAAGCCAAACCAACACACCACAUGUUUAAGUUAUCAAAGUAGGUGAGUGUUGAUCUUUAAUAAAUUUAGAAAUAAAUAAAAGUACAAAUUUAUACAGAAAAAUUUAGCUUCACAGGUUUACUUCAAGAUCCCAAUAUUUUCAUAUAAUUCUUGCCCUCCUUUUACAAUAGGUCGCUGCUGUAUGCUAUACUUUUCCCAUCACAAAACACAAUGAUUAUCAUUUCAUGGCUCGUUUUGCCCAUAAAUGUAGUUGGUUGUGGAACUAUUUCGUUUCUCUGUCCUUCAUGCAUGAGGAAUUAUUCAAGUGUGCAUUUCGCUUGGUAGAACAAGAGCAAUGCAUUACUGAAAAUUGGCCCAUCUCUUUUUCUUGUUACAAGAAAUUGUGUCUUCUCUAUCUCAUGAAAUUCUCGAUAUUUGUGUUUCUCAACGAAAUGAAUAUUGUUAGAUUUUUCAAGUUUAACUAGAGUGAGAGGUUGUCUGGCUACGGGGACAUGCAUUUUGCUUGGGGGAAGGCCUGGCCCAAAGCUCAAGGCUAGUUAGAAAUUGUUAAUUUGUUUUGAGCCAACACAUUUUCCAUAUUGGGCAGAUUUGAGUAUGGACAUGGUAAUUAGGUCACGUAAGCCCAAUGUCCGGCCCAAGAAGCAACGUAAAAAGAGAAAAAAGCUUCAUUUGCAGAUAGAAACAUCUUCCACAUGUCCGUCUUUCGCAUAAUAUCAUUCAAGAUAAUAUUCUAACACAUGAUUUCAAGUCUCAAAGCACUACAAGAAUCUCAUAAACACCCUUGAUAUAUGAUCCUAUAAACAUGGCGUUGCUAAUUUCAACUCCCACAUCAUUGUCUUCGACUUCAUCAAGCACAAGAGUAGCUGCUAUUUAUCAACUAUCUUCUUCUUUUUCUUCCCAUAAGAACCCAAAAUUCAGUCUCUCCUCUUGGAUUUCUCAUCUGGGUAUUGCUCCUUUCUCUCAAUGGAGUGGUCUAAAGCAUCUGGGUGUUUCACUCAUGCCAAAAUUUCUUAGUAAAGAGAGGAAAAGAAGAUGUAAAAGUAUGGUGGUUCAUGCAUCUUUGUUUGGGAUUGGAGCUCCUGAGGCUCUGGUUAUUGGAGUGGUAGCUUUGCUGGUUUUUGGUCCCAAAGGUCUUGCUGAGGUUGCGCGUAAUCUAGGAAAAACUCUCCGUGCAUUUCAACCCACCAUUAGGGAGCUCCAGGAUGUUUCAAGGGAAUUCAAGACUACCCUUGAACGAGAGAUUGGUCUUGAUGACAUUCCAAGUCAAAGAGAAAACAUGUAUAGCUCCAACAGAGCAAACAUUGCGUCAGCCCCUUCAUCACCUGCGAGCAAUGAGAAUUCUCCUACUGAAGCUGACCCCAAUGGUGCUCCAUCUCAAACUACAGCAUAUACGAGUGAGGAGUACUUAAAAAUCACUGAAGAGCAGCUAAAAGCAUCUGCUGCGCAACAGCAAGUACAGACACCCGCUUCAGGAGAAAGUCAAUUUGAAUCUCGAAGUGAACCUCAAGUUACUAUUAGAGAAACUGCUGGUGCAAAGCCGCCUCCACAAAAACCAGAAAAUGAAGAAUAAGACUUCUCAGGAAAGGUAUUAAUACGAACCACAGCAGCUUCAAAGCCUAAAGUGAAUCAGUUGACAUAAGCCUCAAGAAAGAGGGAAGUGGAGCUUUUUCUCUUCUUUUUCCUCUAAUCUCUCUUUCUUUCUUUUUUUUAAUUUUUGGCGGGGUUUGAGAAGAUUGGAGUGAACUUUGGAAAGGGCAAAACGAUGAGUUGGGUUUCUUGGAUUGUCUGUAAAAUAUAAUUUUGUAUCAGUGCCGAUGCUGGUAAUGGUAAGAAAAACUGAAUUUCAAGAAUGAAAUAGGUUUUUGCUUCCUCA
This is a messenger RNA of Ricinus communis (castor bean), 1904 nucleotides long. RefSeq names its product sec-independent protein translocase protein TATB, chloroplastic. The record is from RefSeq and is a predicted model, not a curated record. Lineage: Eukaryota; Viridiplantae; Streptophyta; Magnoliopsida; Malpighiales; Euphorbiaceae. The transcript is spliced from 6 exons. Gene Ontology annotation, cellular component: membrane. Gene Ontology annotation, biological process: protein transport by the Tat complex. Bases 834 to 1601 code for a protein of 255 amino acids.